Messenger RNA from Colossoma macropomum (tambaqui), 3445 nucleotides. RefSeq names its product transmembrane protein 116 (gene tmem116). NCBI's taxonomy places the organism in Eukaryota, Metazoa, Chordata, Actinopteri, Characiformes, Serrasalmidae. The record is from RefSeq and is a predicted model, not a curated record. The coding region runs from base 81 to 1181 and encodes 366 amino acids. Gene Ontology annotation, molecular function: G protein-coupled receptor activity. Gene Ontology annotation, cellular component: plasma membrane. Gene Ontology annotation, biological process: adenylate cyclase-activating G protein-coupled receptor signaling pathway. The transcript has 11 exons.
UUACGUGUCAGUGCAGCCAACUGCAGCAGCGGUGUCAUUUAAAGGACUUUAUCUUUAUGAUUCUAAUUUUCUUUUAAUUAAUGUUUCAAGACAACUUCAAGAUGGUCAUGCUCUUCCAAAACAGUUCUCAGCAGAACACCACCUUGCCAACUGAGAACUGGACAGCUGUCUAUUCAGCAGUGCGGUGGAUUCAAAUGAUAAUGGCUAUUCUGAGUAUUUUAGGCUCAGGCUCCAUAAUCUUCUACGCCGUUUUCCAAAGACUUGUAAGAACAUCUGAGGUGCAGCCUCUCUUCCUGCUGAGUUUAACAGACAUGCUGUUGGCUGCUAGCUGGCUGUGCGGUGCUCUUCUCUUCAGCACAUCCUGUGACUCCUAUGCCACCUGCUACAACCUCCACACAGUGGAGCAGACCCUCUACAUGGCUUCAUUUUUCUAUACACUCAACUAUGUGUGGGUGCUCUACACUGGCCUGAAGGAAAAGUAUCGUCGGAGACUGAAUGGUUUCCCAGCCCAGCAUCCAGCUCAAGCUAAGCCAUGCAGACGGUUGGCAGCAGUUGUGUCAUGUGUUUUGCCACUGCUGCUUACAAUGCCAGUCUUCAUAACAGGAAAUGUGGACCAGUGCUAUGUAAACUUCACCCAGCCCUACAAAUGUCUGCUGUUGUACACUGGUGCUCUCUUCCUGAGCUCGUCAGUGAGUGAGGUGCUCCCAGUCUGCAAGAUCAUGAGUGACUAUACCAUUACCAUCUUCCUCAUCACCUUUGUCAUCACCCUUAUUGGAAUUGUGGUGCUCAUGUUCAAAGCGCGCUCCUUGUACAAGCGCUGUGUUACUUCUCAGGGUUUCUUCGGAGACAGUCAGUGGACCACACUGCGUGUCCUGGAACGACGUAUGGUCCUUUACCCCACAGCUUUCUUUUUUUGUUGGGGACCAGCAAUUUUCCUGGCUGCCAUGAUGUUAUUCAAACCCGAGGAAGUGAAGGGAUGGGUGGGAGUCGUCCUGUAUAUCCUACAGGCCUUCACCUCUGCUUCUCAGGGUUUAUUGAACUGUUUGGUGUACGGUUGGACGCAGCAGCAUUUCCGCUCUCUGAGCAUGCGGGACGCUGACACGCAGACGCCCCUGCUACGCUCACAGAAACGCAGCUAUGCCGCCCUUCACUCAUCCAGCUCACAACUCCAAAAUAUCUGAGGGACAUGAACUAUGAGGACACUUCCAGCACCUCACCCUAAGCUCCAAGCAGCCUUAUGACUUUUAGACUUGAGCUCUAUGGGCAAAGCCCUUUUUAAGAGGUGACUUCUGAGGUCACACAAGGGUCAGUAUACCUGUUACCAUGGCAGCAACACCAGGUGGCCAGUCAAGGCAGUUAAAAGCAAGGACAAACAGCCUUAUCUGAGAGUUCUGAAACAGCGACAUGAAACAAGGAAGGUUUCCAGCACUGGUUUUGUUAUGAGUUCUGCUGCCGCACCUGCUGCCUGAAGCUAAAGCGAGGGAGGGAAUUCCUCUCUGGUGACUGGGGCCAUAUUUAUAAGCUGCACAAUACACUUCGACAUCAAAUAUGCUUAGAGACUGAUAAGUGAGAUAUCUCACUGUGUUACUAUUACUCUGUAUAAUUCAUGAAAGAGAGGAAAGUAACUCGUCUGCCAAGGUGAAGUACGUCAUGGGGACUGUAGGGCUUCACGUCAGACUGAAAUACAGGAAUCUACAGGAAAGUGUCUCUUUAUAUAGUCUAGAAACAAACACCACAAAUUCCACCAGCUUGUGUGAAGUCUGUUUACUGUGUUAGUGUUUUUGAUGAUAUUAGCAAUAAAUUAUGACUUGUUACUGCUGUGUAAGCAGAAAUCUAACUAACCUAAAAUGCAAAUAAUGUAAAAUACAAAAUUACAAAAGCACCAUUCACUAUUAGGUCAGUUACAAUUUGCUGAACAGUUAUUUUUAUAUAUAAAUUGGCUAAUCAGUGCUUCAUUAGGUUGAAUCAGUACUGAUGAUGGAAUUUCACAUGGUUGGGGGUAUUGAAGAACCAAACCGUUACACUCACAAGAUACAAUCUACUUUUGUGAGAACAAGAAAUUCUUGUUACUUUGUGCUGCAUUAAUGUUUGUGUGCAACAUAUAGACAUAUUUGUGUGAAAUAUAUCAUGCCAAACAUUGUGAGGCAUGAUAUAUUUCUUCUAUAGGCCUACAAAACAAUGAAACAUUCCCAAUCAAAUAACAUCACUUAUUCACUGUAAUUUGUCAUUGCUGCCCAUAAUGGUGUUUUGUUGAUGAUAAAUAUGCGAUUUAUCAUGCAGCCCUAGUUUUUACUUAUUUAUUUUUUAGGGACAGCGUCUAUUAAACAUGAUCAAUGGAAUCAACAGGGGCUAAUCUUAAUCUAUUGUCUGUACAAUAGCUAUUUCUUGCCCCCUAAAAUUGUGGAAUUUUAACUCAUUUUAAGGAAAUUGUUAUUGAAUGUAAGUGUAAUUAAUUUGAAUUUAAUUUAAAUAAUUUAGAACACAAAAAUUCACAUUAACAUUAGAUCCAUAUGAAUUUUUUUAUGGUGCAAGUCAUUUUAUUCCACUGAUUACACAAUGAGAUUUAUUCCAGUAGCACAAAUAUCAUCUCAGGCCUGCUCAGUGCAUUUUGCUCUGUGCUCAUUUACGUUUGUCAUGAGUGGAGAAAGCGUGUAUGCGGUGUGUGAUAAAGGGAAAGACCGAGGGGGAUUACGAGGAGAGGAAGGGCUGCAGUGAAAGAGGAUCUGAGAGAACAACACUGCUGUUAAUUCCAUCCAGAAAGAGGAAAAAAAAUGCCCUUUCAGAGUGUCAGUCCUACACUUGCAUACAAACAGAAACAGUGUGGAUUAUGGCUCUUUGCGAGUUCAGAGACAUUGAGACGUUGUUGACUCAAUGUUACAAAAUCAAAAAACCACAACUAAGUUAAUCUGUCUUAGAUUUAACUGUAUAGACCUGAGACUCACACAAUGCAGUUGUUCAUUUUCUGUCGUACCCUUUUGAUUAAUAUUCUGCAAAGAAGCUGUAUAUGAGUUUUUCAGCAAGAUCAGAAAUAUAUUAGUAUUAUAAUACUGUCCAGAUCUGUUUCUAGUCUUUGUGUUUUUCUUGUUUGGUAUGCAUGGACUUGAGACUUCACUUGCAAUUUGUUCUGUUUGGCUUACGUACAUGUCUGUUGUAGCAGGACCAACAAAUGAACCAUUAACCGAAAAUGUCAAAGUUUUCACUUUUAUUCACUUUUGUUAACACACUGUAAAAUCCAGCUUUGUUCUGUUUGUGUGUAAAAUAUAUGCUGUAUCACAAAUAUAAAGUAAACUGGUUGUCUUAAAGAGGAAUUCCACCAAAUGUUUCAGACGUUCUGAAAAAUCUAACCAUUAACAUGUAAACAAAAAUAUUCAGAGUGGUUUGACGUGAAAUGUGCCAUUCUAGAGAAACCUAGAGUCAGAAUUGUUCACAGUGUGGGUGAUGGGAA